GUUUAAAUACUUAUUUCUGCCAGACUUUACUUCUACCUUAGCCAGUCAUAAAUUUUUAUCUCUCUGACUAAGCUAUUUAUCAUCAACGACUACCCCUAUUAAGGGAGGCGGUAUUGCGCUCAUGAUAUACCGCCUGGCCACUGUACUAACAAAAUCACCGAAGUCAACCAGAGUACUGUACUGCCAGCAACAAGCGCUGGUCCGAGGUUUCGGGCUCCGCCAAUGCCGAUGCCGCUUAUCACAAGUGGCUGAAGGAUACUCCAGAAGCAUACGAGUAUGUGUGCACCUGCAAACGACCACGGGACGACGAUGACGAGGACGACGACGAAGAAGAAGGCAGCGAGAAUGGCGAAAACGAGCCGGUCGAGUGUGACGGCGGCAAAAAGUGUCUCUGCGGCAAGCCUGCCGUUGAUCAUCCUGACCAUCCGUGGGUAUUCACCAAGGCUGCCAUGCGGAGAAUGAACACGUACCGCAUCAUGGUGGAUUUGCGAGACCCGGAUUCCUUUUCCAUGUAUACUUUCAACGACCAUGCUGGGUACGGUGGGAUUGAAGUCGCGCAGAAUAUGCUGCUUGAUUUUCACGAAGCCUCGGGUAACUGGAAAGAGCAGUGGGCUGUCUGUGAAGCGCUCGCGUUGAUGCUGACUUGCAACACUCUCGGAUCCAUCUUGAUGAUCGACGGCCCGAAUCUUCUCCACGACACAAUCAUCCUGCUGGAACAGAUGUUCCUCACCACCCUCGCCGAGCUCGAGAAGCAGGGCGUCCUGGACGCCAACUCCGAGAUCCGCAAUCUUGGCUUGAUAAUGGGCCUGCUUGCCAGUGAGGCUAAUGUGAUGCGAUCCGAAGGCUUCAUCUCCGUGGACACCAAAUCCAGGAAGAAGUCAUACCACGGAGAGUACUUCGUGCCCUAUCUCCUCGCAUACGCCAGAAAACACAACAUCAGCAUGCGCGGGCCAUCUAAUCUGGACGAUAUAAUCGCCGAAGCCGAAGAGGAGGCCGAGGAGAAGGAUGUCACCCUACCCACUGCCCCGAAAGACCCCUGGAAAUGGGCGACGGCUUUCAAGGCGUACGAGCGUGGAAACAUGGUCUCUCCGUUUUCGCGCAGCACCAGGACAAAGAUUGGUGGUGACUCGUUGGAUAUUACCACGUAUACCACUCAGGAGCGCAAAAAGGCGAGUUUCGAUAAGAAAGAUCCGUUCAAUGCAGAGAUGAUCCAGGCGCUCAAAGAUGGGGAGGUUCUUCAACUUGCUUAGUGAUGGGCACUAUUUCCUCAAUGAAGAGAUGUAUAUUAGUGAAAUAUAUAGGACAUGAAUGUUAAUUAAGCGGGGAUUCAAUGUA
Molecule: messenger RNA, 1335 nt
Organism: Aspergillus wentii DTO 134E9
Lineage: Eukaryota; Fungi; Ascomycota; Eurotiomycetes; Eurotiales; Aspergillaceae
Exons: 2
Coding region: 459-1250 (263 amino acids)
Source: RefSeq, a predicted model, not a curated record